CUCGCCCUCCCCGAGCCGCAGCGCGCCCGGGGCCUCGGGGCGGUUCCGGGCGGGCGGCCUCGCCGGGAGCCGGGGCUGCGGAGGUGGCGCCGUGCGCCCUGCGCGUACCUCCCACCUCCCCGCAGGCCGCGAGCUGCGGAGCGGAGCACGGCCUGCCGGGCGCCGCGCAACCCUCUCCUCUGUCCCUUCUCCCCUCUCCCCUGAAGUCACCGGCACUUGAGGGGGCUCCCCGCGCCCUCGUUCCUGCUGCCACCUCCAGAUCGGCCUUGCCCUAGGGACCGCGCGGUGGCCGGCGCAUCCGUCCUGAUGUUUGGAAUCCUCGCAGCCGCUGGAGGCGUGUAUGAACUUCACCUCACCCCCGAUGGCCCUGCCACCACGGGAGCAGAGGUGACCAUCACGGCCAGCCUGGUGGCCGAUGACAAUGGCAGCCUGGUCCUGCCCGCCAGCACCCGCCUUUACCGCUUCCGCUGGAUUCACACCCCAUUGCUGCUCACGGGGAAGACAGAUGAAGCUUUCAGCUCCACCAUCCGCGUCGUGGGGAACGUGCCCGGGAACUUCCCGGUCUCCGUCUGGGUCACCGCCGCUGACUGCGGGAUGUGCCAGCCUGUGGCCAGGAGCGUCCUCGUCCUCCCCAUUACAGAGUUCCUCGUGGGGAACCUCGUUGUCACCCAGAACACCUCCCUGCCCUGGCCCAGCUCCUACCUCACCAAGACAGUCCUUAAAGUUUCCUUCCUCCUCCACGACCCCAGCAACUUCUUCAAGACCGCCUCGUUUCUCUACAGCUGGGACUUCGGAGAUGGCACCCAGAUGGUGACCAAAGACGCUACAGUCUAUUAUAACUAUUCCAUCGUUGGAUCCUUCACUGUGAAGGUCAAGGUUGUGGCGGAGUGGGAGCAGGUAACACCGGACGUCGGGAAGGGCGUUCUGCAGAAGACGGGCGACUUCUCCGCCUCGCUGAAGCUGCAGGAAACCCUUCGAGGCAUCCAGGUCUUGGGGCCUACCCUAAUUCAGACCUUCCAAAAGAUGAUAGUGACCUUGAACUUCCUGGGGAGCCCCCCUCUGAACGUGUGCUGGCGUCUUAAGCCCGAGUGCCUCCCGCUGGGGGAAGGGGAAUGCCACCCUGUGUCAGUGGGCAGCACGGCUUACAACCUGACCCACAUCUUCAGGGAUCCUGGGGACUACUGCUUCAGCAUCCAGGCCGAGAACAUUAUCAGCAAGACGCAUCAGUACCACAAGAUCCAGGUCUGGCCCUCCAGCAUCCAGCCUGCUGUCUUCGCUUUCCCGUGUGCCACACUCAUCACCAUGAUGCUGGCCUUCAUCAUGUACAUGACCCUGCGGAACGCCGCUCAUCAGAAGGACAUGGUGGAGGUGGCUGAUUUUGACUUUUCCCCCAUGUCUGACAAGAACCCGGAGCCGCCCACUGGGGUCAGGUGCUGCUGCCAGAUGUGCUGUGGGCCCUUCUUGCUGGAGACGCCAUCCGAGUACCUGGAAGUUGUCCGCGAGAACCACGGGCUGCUGCCGCCCCUCUACAAGUCUGUCAAAACUUACACAGUGUGAGCGCCCCACACCCCCGACCCGGUUUCAGCGUUAACUGACUGCUGACUGGGAGUUUCGGGCAGGGCGGGGCAGGGUGGUGCACACUGCCCAGCAGAAGGGGUUCAUGUGUGCAGGGCUGUCCACCCUGGACGACCAUCCAUUUUUACAGUCCAGCUGCCUCCACAAGCCCCCCUCCAUCACACCCCCUAGCCAUCCAUCCAUCCAUCCACCUAUACAGUUGUAAGCCCCUCUCAGUCAGUCCCACUCCUUGGCUUUGAAGAGGCCCCAACUGGGGCUGCAACACCAGACGUGGUCCUUGUUCUCUCCUAAGUGUGCCUGGCUACUCCUCGUCCAUUCCUCCCCUAUUGGCACAUUUGCUGUCUAUCUUGGGUUCACAGUUCCCUCCCCCAGGCAGCACUGCCCAGGUCAGAGAGCUGGAAGGAAAGUCACAAAUGGAUAAUUUAAGGCUGCAUCACAAAAGGUCAUACAUACAGAGACAAGCGUGCACACACACCACACAGACAUUUCAGAUGAUUUCCUCUGUAUCAAUUAGGUGGUUGCUGGGAUGUACCCUGAAUCAGCACUAAAAUGAAAUCUGACCUUUCCCACAUGGCCCUGACAGCUCCUGGGCCUGGCUCCUCCCUUUGUGUGCUGUCCCUGUGGCUACUGGGUCCCUUUCUAGGGACACCCUGUUCCCUCUCUGCUUGCUGGGGGUUGGGUGGGGGCAGGGCUAAUGCUUUGUGAGUGCAAAGUGCUUUAUAAAUAGCACCUUCUUUUAUUGAGUCCAUGUUAAACUUUCAUUGAGGAAAAGGCUUUGCAGCAAAAAAAGAGUCAAGCCACGGGGACUUGGGUACCCGGAGGGGGAGGGGACAGUGUUCUUGCCCCCGCCAGCUGCUCCCAGGGUGGCCUUGAGAAGGAAGAGGCAGGACUGGAUGGAACCCGGGGGGGGGGGGGGACCAGCCCACUCCUCUUUCUUUGUUGGCCCAGCAGCCUGGGGGAGGCAGAGGAUGUACAGAGACUGUGUUAUGGGUGCAGAGGGAGACCACGAUUAGGCCCGCAUCGAACUGUGCAGGAUUAGGGAGCAACCUGGGCCUGCCUGGGGAGGGGAGGCAGGGCCGUGGGGGCUGAGCUUUGUUGCUGUCAUCGUUUGCUCUCAGACUUUGUGCUGAAAACAGCGUUCCCACUGUCGUGCAGCUCCGACUCAUGAAAUACUGCCAUUAUUGCCGAAUAAAGCUUGUGUGCUCUGAGUAUAGCCAAGCAUA
This is a messenger RNA of Delphinapterus leucas (beluga whale), 2798 nucleotides long. The record is from RefSeq and is a predicted model, not a curated record. NCBI's taxonomy places the organism in Eukaryota, Metazoa, Chordata, Mammalia, Artiodactyla, Monodontidae.